CCGUUGACCAGAGCAGCAGCAGUAGCAGUAUGGCCGACCAGAGCAGGCAAAUAAAACUCGCUGCAGCUAAGAAAAAGCUGAAGGAGUUUCAGCAGAAGAGCUCUCCUACUAGUGUGGGAGUGGAAAAGGGAGGAGGAGGCGGAGGCGGUGGUGGUGGAGCAGGGGCCAAAAAGAAGAGGAAGGUGAAGGGACUGAACCAACAUGAUGCAUCUUCAACAGGCAGAAACUCUCCAGACAAUUUUGACAAUAUUCUGAAAGCACUUAGUCAAAGCAAUGGAGUAGUUCUACCUCCUAAUGGCAACAGUCAGACCUUUGCUGACAUGGAGUCCGUCGGGUCACCAGUCCCCCAGCUGCUGGAGGACCCGAAGGCAGAGCCUGACCGCGGCUCGCCUGUGCCUAACCCCGCUAGCGCUAACACUCCUACUAAUCCCGAGUCUGUCGGUCACAACACUGACCUGCAGGACUAUACCGACACCAAUGGCAAUGGGAGUUUAACUGAAGAAAAAAGACCACUGUCUUCCACAGAGAGCCUGCGACAGCUCUCACAGCAGCUGAACGGCCUGGUCUCUGGGUCAUCUGCUGCGUAUGUGAAUGGAGACAGUCCCCCUGCCAUGGGUGAGAGAGAGCUGGAGGGUCGGAACCAGGAGCUGUCAGCCGCCCUGGAGUCCAGCAACCUAACAAACUCUCAGCUAAAUACCAAGUUAGACCAGCUGGCACAGCAAUCUCAGGUGCUCUCUGAACAGCUGCAAAAGGAGCGGAAAGAAUUUGAUCAGAAAUCUUCGAAAGAGCAGGGAGCCAUGCGGGAGCAAUUACAGGUUCACAUCCAGACUAUUGGAAUACUGGUAUCUGAGAAAUCAGAGCUACAAACAGCACUACAAUACACACAACAUGCUGCGCGGCAGAAAGCAGCUGAGGCAGAGGACUUGAAUAACCGUCUGCAGGGAACGAAGCAGAGAGUAUCCGAGCUGGAGAGAACUCUCUCUUCUGUCUCAACACAGCAAAAACAGUUUGAAAAGCAAAACAAAGAGUUUGAAAAGGAGAGAGACAGCCUGAGACUAGAGGUGUUUAGACUAAACAAUUUGAGUGAGGAGUCGAAGCAGCAGGGCUCAGAGCUGUCAGAGCAGAUAAAGCUGAGAACACAGGAGAAUGGAGCAAUGAGGCUGGAGUUGGAAGAUCUUCGCAAGAGACUCGAGAUAGCUGACCUCAUGUUGCAACAGUGCUCCAGCCAGUCAGAUCCCUCUAAUGCCACCCAGCAGGUCCAGUUACUGCUGGGAGAGAAGCAGCAGCUGGAGGCACACAAUCACCAGCUGAUGGAGUCAAUAUCCCAGCUGCAGACGGAGAGAGACUGCUAUGCAGAGCAGAUCCAGGAGGAGGGCCGUGUAUGGAAGGACAAAACAGAACAGCUGCUAACACAGGUUUCUUUGGUAGCAGAGGAGAGGGACAGAAACAUCAACCGAGUCCAAGACCUGGAAGCCAGCAUCACAGAGCUGCAACAUGCUGCAGCGUUGUUGUCCCAGGAGAGAGAGGCUCAGGAUAAUGCGGAGCCUCAGUCCUCGGGGCCCUCAGAGAGCGAGGUGGCUCUGCAGGAGGCCCUCAACGCUCUGCAUCAGGAGAAACACGCUCUCACUGCACAGUACCAGGCACAGCUGCGAGAUAACGAGCAGCUGAGCCGCAUGUGUACAGAGCAGGAGACGCGUCUGGGAGAGCUGGAGCGGCAGUUAGAGAGCCAGGUCCAGGAGGACGGGGACCGCCGACGCAUGUUAGAGGAUGUUCAGUCAGAUAAGGCCACCAUUAGCCGAGCUCUCACUCAGAACCGAACGCUGAAGGACCAGCUGGCUGAGCUACAGAACGGAUUUGUCAAACUGACCAAUGAGAACAUGGAGCUGACCGAUGCCAUCCAGACAGAGCAACAUGUGAAGAAGGAGCUGGCUCGCAGGAUGGGUGAACUGCAAGAGGAACUGCACAACUUCAAGGAGCAGCUGGAACUGAAGAGUCAGGACACUCAGGGUCUGAUGGAGCAGAGGGACCAGGUGGCCGCCCAGCUGCAGCAGUACUGUGCCGGCUACCAGACCCUGGUCUCAGAGAGGGAACAGAUCCACCACCAGUACCUGAAGCAGAUCCAGCUCAUGGACCGGCUGCAGCACGAUGAGAGCCAGGGCCGCAUGCACCUGGAGAUCAGUCAGAAUCAGCUCAAGCAAGCGCAGGAUUAUUUGGAUCUCUUGGUCAAAGACAACGAGCAUCUGAAGACGGAGGUGAAGGAUCUGCUCAACAGUUCAGCGCUUGGCUCGGCCAGAGACCAAGGAGAUGGAGUGGAGAGCCAGUCCAUGCAAGAGAGCCCAGAGCAGUCCACCUCCAUAGUCAUCCCAGAAGACUUUGAGAGCAAGAAAGACAUGGAGGAGUUUAUCCGUGGAGCUUUGACUCGGGUUGAGGCGGAGAGGGACGAGGCCAGAAGGCAACUGGAGGAGGAGCACAGGCACCACAUGGCGGCCAGGCACCAGGCCUCUAUGGCCCUCAGCCUGGAGCAGCAGCACCACAGCCACACAGAUGUUCACGACCAUGACCAUCACCAUGAGCAUGACCACGAGCAUCACCAUGAUCAUGACCACGACCAUGAUCACCACCAGGACCAUGAUCAUGACCAUCCCCAUGACCACGACCAUCACCAUGAACAUGACCAUCACCAUGAGCACGAUCCCUCUCAGGACCCACACAGUCACUGUGAACACGGCCAUGAGCAUUCAGAAGGAGGAGUGCCGGUGGAAGUUCAUCAGGCUCUGCAAGCUGCCAUGGAGAAGCUUCAGCAGCGCUUCACGUCCCUCAUCAGAGAGAAGGCCGACUUGAAGGACAGGGUGGAGGAGCUGGAGCACCGCUGCAUCCAGCUGUCUGGAGAGACUGACACUAUCGGAGAGUACAUAGCUCUGUACCAGAGUCAGCGGGCCAUCAUGAAGCAGAAGCACCAGGAGAAGGAGCACUACAUCAGCAUGCUGGCCCAGGACAAGGAGGAGAUGAAGGCGAAGCUGGCAGAGCUGCAGGGCCUGGUGAUGAGGCUGGUGUCUGAGAGGAACGACUGGUACAGCCGCUACACCGCAGCUGUGGCAGGGGCGGGCUCAGUGAACCCCGACCUGCUUCCUGUUGGGGAGGACCUCACACACCAAGAGCACCAAGCACAUUCUCACACACAUCUUAAUGCUGACAGCGGAGCAGAAGCCAUGGAGGUCAUCCCUCUGUCGGAGCCCACCCCCGGCCUGGAAUCCCCCUCGUCACAGGCCCAGUCGAGUGGGACGUCCCAGACUGACUCCAAGUCCCUGGGGCCCAAAGAGGACGGCACAGCCCAGCAGAUCAUGCAGCUGCUCCAAGAGAUCCAGAACCCCCAGGGAGUGCUCGGAUCACCCCCCUUCCUCGGGGAGAACCCCUGCAUCCCCUUCUUCUACCGGCCUGACGAGCAGGACGAAGUCAAGAUCCUGGUGGUGUGAGGUGUGUGUGCGUGAGACAGAGGUUGAUGUGUGUGUGUGUGCGUGUGUAUGAGAUAUUGGACAUGUCUUGAAAUCUGGGGAUUAUUGAACACCACAGUUUGUCAUAUAUUCACAAACACUCCUGAAGAAAUAUGGCACCCUGCAACACUGGUCCCAGAAUGUGUUUGACCCGGUUACAUUAAAAACACCCCCUCCCAGUUCUGUGUGGUGGCACUAAUGUGUGCAUGGUUAAAAAGAGAGUAUUAUCUAUAUGUUGUUUACUAUGUUGUCUUUUUUGUCUAUGAUGCUCUUCCCAGAGAGAUAACCAGUAUCUGAUUAUUCUCCAAACCACCAUUUCUAUUCACCAUCCCUCGUCUCCUAUUUUACACAUAAGUGCAAUAAAGGGGCCGUAUAUUGAGUUUCCUUUCUGAUACAGUACCUAAAGAGCUGUUCAAAAUAAGGAGCCUGUUCACUAUAGUGCAAAUAUCAGUUUUACAAAAGUUCAUUGGACAAAUGCCAAAAAAGAGCAUCACGUUUGAAUGUAAUAACCCGGAUAUUUACCCGUAUGUUUGUGUGAUGAGAGGAGAGCUGAUGAUGGUGGUGAAAGGGUGCACGAGGAGAUGCAGAGUGAGAUGUAAGUUAAAAGUCAAGUUAAGAGUGCACAUAAUAGCUUUUGAAUUGUUAGCGCUGUUAUGUAGUCAAGUCAAAAGGUUGCUAGUUACAUGAUGAGGUUCAGAAAAGAUGGAUGCAGGUGUCGCAGAUCGGUACCUUUUCUCUACUUUAGCCUUUUUCCUCCAAACACUGAAAACCGUCUUCUGUCUGUACAGUUAGUAAUGUUAAUAUAUGUGAAAUGUUUGUGUUGUGAUGUCAAACAUCCUGUUCAACUGAGAGAAGGAGGGGAUAGAUGCAAUUUAAAGACCCCAUGAUAAAAGCAAAUCAAUUUAAGUCAAAGUUGUUAAGAAAUAAUUUAUAAUUCAGAACAAUUAUAAUGCUGCAGUUGCUGUGCUUUGGGCUGCUUUCCGCAUUGUCGUUUUUUCCCAGUUUUACUUUAUCUUUGUCAUUAGCAUGAUAGAGAUAAGGUGCAAUAACUCGACGGAUACAGGCAGUAUGGUAAAUUCUCUUUAUCUGCACUCAUAAUUCAUCUUUCUUCUUCAAAUGUCCAUAAUCUCAGACAUUUUGUUGUUCUCAUCAAAAAACGUCCACUCUUUAUUUAUUUAUUUUGUUCCCUUAUCAAAGCUGCUCAUCCCUAACCAUAAUUUCAUGGGGUCUUUAAGUUUCUAAACACAUUGACACUAUUGAUGAGAACCAGUUUUUUUCCAGUUACAUUUGCUUGUAGUUCCACAUAUCAUAUGAAUGCAAAUCCUUUACAACUGGACUGUGAGUGUGCGUGAUGCGUGUGUGUGUGAGAUCCAAGUUGCAUCUGUUGUACUUUUUUGUAGAGUUCUAUCAGUUUGUAUAACUAAGAUUGCACUAAAACUGUACAAAGCUUCUCAUUUGGCUCUGUCCUUUGUGGCUGGUUGGACAGUGGUAGAGCUUCAAAGCCUGUUUAAUAAAUUCUGUGGAGGAAACGUUGAAUCCUAUGAAGCCACACCAAAGCUGAGGGUUCCAGCUGAUGCAAAUGAUUGAAAGUGUGUGUGUGUGUGGGAUGUAUUGUAAAUAUGAACAGAAGGAGCAUGUGACAUUAUUCCCAAAGCUGUGGGACCAAUCAGAAUUUGUGAAAAUUAACAUCUCUUUCCGAAACUAGUCAAACGUGUUGUGCAACACUUGAGUGAAUUUUCUUUUGGGCAUUGGAAAUGCUUUUUUCUGAACUUAAGAUGUUGCAAGUGCCUAGCUUUACAUGAGAGAUGCUCUUGUUCAUAAAUGUAGAUUGGCGGAUGGAUUCAUUUGAUUUGAUUGACACUUCUUCACUGUAAAGCUCUUUCCCUUUGCUACUAAUAACUAAGAGUUAUCACGGCUUAAAAUAUCCAUUUAAGGACCAAAUCAUGGCAAAGGCCUCUGGUUUUUUAGAGCCUUUCCAUGGUUUGAAUAUGCAAGGACAUGUGGGUCUUACUGCAAGUCUUACUAAAAUCCCACUCACUACUUUUGGAGGUAUUUUAACCUUCUCAUUUGGAUGUUUUUGAAUUUUAAGAUCCCCUCUGAUGUGUUUUACUUUCAGGUAGAAGACACAUUUGUUCGGUUAUUGAAUUGCACACUUGAUAUUUAUCCCUGAAUGCAACAGGACAGAAAGUGUUAGUGCAAAUUGUGGUAUUUUUUGCCUAUUAUAGAACGAAAAAAGUCAUAUGUGGAGGCCAUAUGUACCUGGUGGUUUUUUACAGGCAAAGUAAACAUUGUUGCGUCUUCCCUAAACCACAGCACUUUGAUAGUACCAGGUGGUUUUGGGAUAAAUGUACUUAAUCAUUCUUGAUUUAAAAAUUCCUCGCUUCUUAGCAUUCUGUCACUUUUUGGUUUCCUUUGAAACAUGUCACAGUAUAUAUUUUUCCUUUAUUUUGUUUUUGGUCUGACCAAAAGGUAAAUAUACAAUAAAAAUCCUUUUAGUGUUUUUGCGGGGCUUAAUCAACUGGGAUACAAUUACUUUCUAAUUCACUGUUAAAUAUUUAAUGCGUGAUUGAAACAAAAAGCAAUGGGAAAGCAUUUAUUGUCUUUACUGUAAAAGAGGUGGUGUAAAUACUGUAACUGUAACAUAUUGUAUAUUCAUUAUGCCUGGUGUGUGGGGGAAGUGCUGCUCUGCCAUGUUCACUGGCAGUGCGGACAGUGUGUCUGAAGUUUGUCCAGAGUCGAGGUGUGGGCGGUUACUGACUGGCUGUGAUUUAAUACAAAGAUUGACUUAAGAAAAAUAUUCUAUUUAUUUGGAAUAAGUUAGUAUCUCAACUAAUCAGUUUUAAUGUAAAAUAGAAAUGGAUGGAAAUGAAGGAUCAUUCAGAGAACUGAUUUGUUCGAGGGCUGCUUCUGACAGAAGCUUUCUGAUUUUUUGUUUUGUUUCCCUUGAGUAAUAUUUUCUCUCCUUCUCCUGAAUAAAACUGAUUGAGCAACUUGAAAA
Molecule: messenger RNA, 6489 nt
Organism: Gymnodraco acuticeps
Lineage: Eukaryota; Metazoa; Chordata; Actinopteri; Perciformes; Bathydraconidae
Gene: golga2
Product: golgin A2
Exons: 28
Coding region: 30-3473 (1147 amino acids)
Biological process (GO): Golgi organization
Cellular component (GO): cis-Golgi network; Golgi cisterna membrane; Golgi cis cisterna
Molecular function (GO): protein binding
Source: RefSeq, a predicted model, not a curated record